AUGUGUCAGUACUGGAAGAAGAUGCAUACGUGCAACCACCAGUCGGACCGCCCCUACAUUGAGAUGUGCCGUCCUGGCUUCCUCUCCAACACCGUCUGCCCCGACAUUGGCGAAGAUGACAAACUCCGCCCAUCGCACUUUCCUUGCUAUCCGUGCAUUAAACUCGAAGCACGCGCUGAGACCGAAGCCCAAGCCCGUCUUGAUGAGGAUGCUAUCGCCAAAGCCUACGAAGCUCGCGAGCGCGCUGUCAAGGAGAAACAAGCUGCCGAAUUGAGGGCCAAAGAGGAGCGAGUUCGCCGCGAGGCUCGUGACAAGGCAGCCAAAGAGCGAGAGGCGGAGCAGCGCGCCAAGCGUGAGAAAGAAGAGCAGGAGCGCAAAGCCAGGAAGGAGGGUGGUACGUGGGUUGAGACUUCGGGAAACAAGAAGCCAAAAGGCAGGAAGAGUGGCAGUGUUGUUGGGCUUUCACUUGCUGCGCCGAACACGCCUACAUCCAUCAUGGUCACCGCGCCCAAGAAUACCAAAGAGAACAGCGGCGGCGCCGCCGCCGCCGGAUAUGGUGGUGAGAGGAUGAGCCCCAAGAACAGUCGCGUGGAUCCUGGUGGUAGAGCUGGUACCUGGGGCCCUAAGAAGAUUCUGAGCAGACAGGAGAACGGCGUCGGCGUCGGUGUCGGCGUAGGUACGAAGAAAUGA
Molecule: messenger RNA, 690 nt
Organism: Pyrenophora tritici-repentis Pt-1C-BFP
Lineage: Eukaryota; Fungi; Ascomycota; Dothideomycetes; Pleosporales; Pleosporaceae
Product: Trichoplein multi-domain protein
Source: RefSeq, a predicted model, not a curated record